AAUAAUUAAAGCGAGGAGUUUUCUCCCGUUCGAGUUCUUCCAUCCGGGCACUUGACAAGGUUAGAGUCUCCUUGCUAAGUAGAGUUUCAGAGAAGAUGGAGAAACCAACAUUUCAGCAAAAAUUGAAAUCUUUAGGAUUAUUUCUCUGGAAUGGGGAGACAAAAGAAUUUUUAGGCAGGGGUGGAAGAAGCUGGGCCGAAAUCAGUCUUUUCUACCUGGUAUAUUAUGCUUGUCUUGCUGGAUUCUUUGCUGCAACUAUUGCUGUUUUCUAUGAAACUAUUGACAUAGAUAACCCAAGGUUACAAGGAGACAGCAGUUUGUUGAAAGGAAAUCCAGGUAUGGGUUUCCAGCCUAUGCCAGAUAUUGACACUACACUAAUAUAUGCAAGAUCAAGUCCAGAAGCUAAUGAAGAGUAUGUUAAGAGCAUUUCUAAAGUGUUAAAAGAAUAUAAAAAAAUUUUGGAUAAUGUUGACUGCACUGGUGUGAACCAGCCUAGACCAGAUGAAAACAUUGCUUGUAGAGUCAAUUAUUCUGCACUAACUGAACACUGUAAUGAAGAAAAUCGAUAUGGCAUGGCUGAGGGAAAACCGUGUAUACUUUUGAAACUAAACAAGAUUUAUGGAUGGAUCCCAAAUAUGUGGACUGUGGAUGAGGCAGUGGAAAGCAGUCGAGUUCCACAAAGCAUUAAAGAAAAUUACGCUCCGGACCGAAUUUGGGUACACUGCCAUGGAGAGAACCCUGGUGAUAAUGACAAUAUGGGAGCAACUAAAGAUAUUGUGUACUACCCUCAACAAGGCUUUCCUCUGGCUUUUUAUCCUUACAAAAAACAAAGGGACUACAGAUCACCUCUUGUUUUUGUCAAGUUCAAUGCAGUGGUUCAUCAUGUUGGGAUUAUGAUUGAAUGCACAGCUUUGGCUAAAAACAUCAAUGUUGACAGGUCAGAGAAAGAAGGCAGUGUGCACUUCGAGCUUUUAGUGGAGCCAUAGUAGUGGUCUCUUUUACCCAGUGUCGUUGUUUUUUUUUACUUUCACUUAAUUUUAAUCUCUCUCGCUGCCGUGUAUGUUAUUUUCUUUAGAAAUUAAUUUCCGCUGUUUUUUUUUAAAAACUAUUUACUUAAAUAACUGAUGUUAUUUAUUAAGUUGGUGCACUUAUUUUUACAAAUACCAUUUAAUAUGGCAUCCAGGAACCUAAAUUAUUUUAAAACCUGAUUUCCACAAAACGUAAAAAUAUUAUCAAAAACCUGAAAUUUAUUUUCUUAGUGUUGUUGUGUGGUAAUGUUCUGUUUCAUUUGAAGUAUGUACAUUCUUUUGUUAGUUUCAGAUUUGUGCUUGUUUGAUGUCUUGUUUUUGUUACUUUUGUCGAGAAUAACCCUUCGCUUAACUACACAGUGUAGUUAAAGAGGGAAAAUCAUCUUCCAAUAAGUAAAUAAUUUUGUAUAAACAUGUUUUCUGUCUGUUAGAAUUUGUUUUACAUUUUAUUUGUACAUGAUUUUGUAAGAAUGUUAUCCAACUGUUAUACUUGAAUGGGAUUAAAAUACUGUAUCUAUAAGCUGUAUAAGCUAAUAGUAAACAAGGAAUCUCAGAGCGCUUUGAAUAAAACUGUACCUGUGGUCUACGUAUUUCAAUAGAUAUUAAUAAAUUAGUUCAUUUUACAUGUUACUAAAGUUGCACAUUUUCUAGAAUUAGUUGCCUCUUCAAUACUUUUUUAUAUAUAAUGUUAUGCGCUCUAAUCUUAGUGUAUGUAUUAUUUUUUUACAUAUUGCAAUGAAUUUUAAAAAUAGAAAAGAGAAUGAAUUGUGAUGGUCUGGUUGUGAAGUCUGAGCAUCGAUAAUUUUACUUACCAAUAAAAUUGUUUUAAUAAUUAAAGCAUAACAUUCCCUUAUUUAUUGUAUCUUUUUGUUUGGGAGAUUUUCAUUCAGAAAUUGUACUUAAAGCCAACGGUAGCUACUAUUAGGUAACCAGUUUUAUUUUUCCUAGACAGCUCUUUAUUUUUUAAGUUCUAAACAUCUUAUUGUUCUUGAUUCUCGCAUUUCUUGUUACUUGUAACUAGGCAUAGUUCACCUCUUGAAAGGGCUAUUAGCAUAAUCUACAAGUAUUAAUCAGAUUUAUGUCAGGCUUAUGUUUCUCUAAUAUAUCCAUGAAUAGAUUUUAACUACUAUCUUUUAUUAUAUAUUUAAAAAACUGAUAAAUUUAUUUUUUAUUAUUUCAAGAUCUUAUAUAUAUAUAUGCAUCUUUUUUUUUUAUUUAAUAUUUUUCCGUUAAAUAUGUUUUUUUUUUUUUGUUGCUUAUUUAAAGUAAUGUUUUACGAAUUUGUUUGAGAAGUCUAGCAUAAGAAGGCAUUAAUUUGAUGAUUCAUCUGUACAUUACCAUCUCCAGUUUUGUAGAUGUUGAACCAUUUAUCCUAGAGUUAAAUGUUGUUUUGUUUCUAUGAUUAAGCAUGUCAAGUGACACGGAUGUACUUGUUUAAAUCAUUUAGUUGCAUUUGAAAAAUUGAUGAUUGGAAUAAGCACCAAGGAAAAUGGUCCAGUCUAUUUUUUUAUAUACAUUUAUUUUUAAUUUAAAGGUCAUACUCUAUGCACAUGUGCCAUUUCAUAGUUUAAAACAAUGCUUUUUUUUUAAAAACAAAAAAAUAAUAAAAGCAUAGGUUAACUAAGUGAGCAAGUUGUUGUUCUAUGUGAUAAAUAUUUUACUCACCAGGUCUAUGUACAUUAGUUGGCAGAUAUCUCACAGAUAUUUUUUAUAUGUCAAUAUUUAAUUUAUUGAUAGUAACUUUUUUUUUUACAUAACCUGGAAAUAAUUUUUAACUACCCCAAAAUGCUACAGCUCUAAAGCUUUUUAACCUGAUUUUUUUCUUUUAAAUUCUCAAAUUAAUUUUUUAAAUUUGAUAUUUUUCAAAGAAAUUUUCUCUUCCUGGCUUCAAAAAAUAAAAUUUCUAGUCUUUUUCCCCAAUUUUUCCAGUGUUCUUUUGUGUGUUCAUCAAUUUAAGCUUUAAGUCAUUAGCAUAAAAUUUCAAAUGUUUCUGAAGUUAUUAAUGUUAAAUUAGUCCCAUUUUUUUUAAAGUAUUAUACUUACAUAUUAUACACACUCACUGAAAGAGAACAUCACAAUAAUCUAUAAAAAAGCAAAUAACCUGUUAAGUGUGUUGACUAGAUGUUACAACUAUGCUGAAUCACCGCUGAGGCACAGAGACCAAGGACGUCCAUUCCUAGUCAAUGUGCCACCAGCCAUAUAUUGUUCACUGCAAUUUUUAUCAUUACAAAAUUGUAAUUUUUUUAAAUGUGCUAGUUUGUGUUCUAGUGACAGUAAAAUAGUCUUCAGUUUUUAAAAUGGGACACUUUGUUACUACAGCUAAACCAGUGGUUUGUUUUUUAAAAAGAAAUUUUUUAUUGUGUGCUGAGUUUACCUCUAAUCUUAAAGUAAAAUGGGGAUAUUUAGUACCAUUAAUAAUGGUUUCGGUUUAGUCAGUGUUGAAAUAAAA
Molecule: messenger RNA, 3477 nt
Organism: Physella acuta
Lineage: Eukaryota; Metazoa; Mollusca; Gastropoda; Physidae
Product: sodium/potassium-transporting ATPase subunit beta
Biological process (GO): potassium ion import across plasma membrane; intracellular sodium ion homeostasis; sodium ion export across plasma membrane
Cellular component (GO): sodium:potassium-exchanging ATPase complex
Molecular function (GO): ATPase activator activity
Source: RefSeq, a predicted model, not a curated record